Molecule: messenger RNA, 267 nt
Organism: Arctia plantaginis
Lineage: Eukaryota; Metazoa; Arthropoda; Insecta; Lepidoptera; Erebidae
Source: the annotation of a GenBank genome assembly
AUGGUAAAUAAACUUUACAUUAAUUGUACAAAAUGGGAAGGUGAGCACGAACGUGCGCUCGCGCCGAAGCCUAUGUCAUUGUUCCAAAUCACACGAGCGACGAGCAAGUUGGCAACAGUGUGCGACCCAUGGGACGAGCUGCGGGGCGAGCGAGGGAGGUACGCGAGGCGGACGGGGCGAGGCACGCCGCACCCGCAGCCCGCGCGAUUCACUGCUCGGCGCUGUUGUCGUAGCGCACGAGUGACACGACAAGUCCCAACACAGUAA